Ixodes scapularis (black-legged tick) is the source of this 1584-nucleotide messenger RNA. Its product is annotated as titin homolog. The record is from RefSeq and is a predicted model, not a curated record. The coding region runs from base 331 to 1566 and encodes 411 amino acids. NCBI's taxonomy places the organism in Eukaryota, Metazoa, Arthropoda, Arachnida, Ixodida, Ixodidae. The transcript has 3 exons.
CCAUCGACAUCUAAAAAAAAAACAUGUCGGAUUAUGCAUGGCGGUAUGGUCGACAAUUUAUCGUAGGUUUGUGACAAGAUCUACGGCGUGGUGAUGCUCAUAUCGUCCAGAAUUUAAGGCACUGAAGCCACUCUUCGGCAAGAUCUUCGCUAAAUAAGUUCUUGAUCACAUCGUGCGUACUACCGCAAUAUUCUGACCCCAUCGUGUCUUCUGUGUAGAUUAGGGCCGUCGACCACAUCUUCCUGUCCUCUUCAGGUAACUUUCGACGGUAUCGUGGAUGUCGGGCGCCUUGAACGCUCAAGAAACGCCGAAAGUUGCUCCACCGAAAUUAUGACAAAAUCGUCCAGACGCCGUGGCGAGUCGAAAACGGGGGAAACGCAGCAGAGCGCAACCGUUGUUGUCGACACAGCUUCUAUUCAGCUCUCUGAAGAUGACCAUGUUCCAAAGACGAACAAGGCCCCUAGGAAGCUACAGAAAUCCAACGAUGGUACCACAUCUGAUGACGAUGGUCGCGCAACACGUAAACUUAAAAAAGAAAAGUUCGCAAACUCUGAGCGCGUAGAGAUAAAAGACAAGAAUGCAAAAAAAGAGAAACUGAAAACUGAAGUUUUUAAUGAAGUCUCUGUAGAUCUGCACCGAGGUGAAACUGACAACUCUGAAAAUGCUAAAGAAACUGACAAGGGAGCAAGGAGAAGAAAGCAGAAGGCGGAAGUUGGGAACUCUGAAGAUCUACGAGUUGAUAACAUCAGCUCUAAACACGGAGAAGACACAACCCCUGAUGGGAAAUCAAAAAAGAAAAAGCGGAAGAAGACCGGACUUGAGAGUGGAAGUGCAUCCGAUCAGUUGGUGCCCAAGAAAAAGACUAAGCAUGUAGGGAUAGAAGACAGGAAUGCAGAAAGAAAGAAAUUGAAGGCUGAAGUUCUUAAUGAAGAUCUGCAUCGAGGUGAUGCUGAAAACCCUGAAAGUGCUGAAGAACCUGACAAAAGAGCGAAAAGAAGAAAGCGGAAGGCAGAGGUUGACAACCCUGAAUAUCUACAAGUUGAGAACGACGGCUCUGAAUGCGUAGAAGAUGCGACCCCUGACGGGAAAACCAAAAUAAAAAAGCGGAAGAAGGCCAGACUUGAGAAUGAUGGUGCAUCUAAUCAGUCGUCGCCCAAGAAGAAGCCUUUGCAAGCGGGACCCUCUGACCAGGGCGAAGGCAAACUCGCCAAAGUAAAAAAAGCGAAGAAGAAAAAGAAAAACAGAAAAGCACCUCCUGAAGCCACCAGGAACACGAAGGACCAGUGCUUGCAAUAUCUAAAAGACUGGCAAAGUCCGUCGUGGAAGUUCUGCAAGAAUAAGCAGCUUUGGCUUUUGUCUCAUGCCUUUGAGGAGGACAUGAUUCCCGAAGACGACUUUGAGAUUCUACUCAGGUACAUAGAAGGUCUCAAGGGAGGAGCCAGGGAACGGCUCCAACAGUCUGCUAACAAGUUUCUGGAAAAAGCGAAUGAGGACGGUGAUGAAGAUGAGGAUAUUGAUGCCAACAAAUACGAGAGAGCUCGACUCGUUCUGCAGAUGUUGGAUUAAAGGAUUCCUUUGGCAGAA